UUCUCACUGCCGAACGGGAGCAGACCUCAACUUAUUACCGCCAAAAAUGAUGUCAAAGACAGUCUUUCUUUUCAUUUUAUUUGGAGCUGCAUCUUCCAAACUGCGAUUUACACGAAUAUGUGAUCCAGUGCCAGUAAUCCAAGUAGAGCCAACAGAUUGCUCAAACUAUGAAAACACUGUUGACCUUGAUACACGCCUGGAAAAACUGGAAAAAGAAGUCAGCCGCACAAAGUCAGAUCUGGAAAACAAGGCAACUGAGAUUUCCACGCUGCAGGAGGCAGUUCAGAGGCUGUCCACGUACAACACCGAGAUCCAAAAGAGACUCAACUCAACUGAGCAACAACUGCAGAACACAAUUGGAAAUGCUAAAGAUAAUGUGGCGUUUUCUGCAACGCUAAUUGAUCCUUACAGUCAAACUCAAAGAACCGAUCUGAUCUUCAGCAAAGUCGUGACAAAUGUUGGCAAUGCUUUCAGCCUCAAAACAGGAAUCUUCGUUGCUCCGGUGGAGGGAGUCUACCAUUUUUUCUUCAUGGUAACCGGCAACAACAACAUCAAUUUAAGAGCCAGCCUGGCGAAGAAUGGGUUUUGCAUAUACUGGACAAUCCUACCAGCUGAUCACGACUCGACCAACUGGGCAGUGAACCUUGAACUCAAUAAAGGAGACAGGGUCAAUGUGAGGCUGUGGCCGCAAGGUGUUGUGUCCUCAGCUGUCUUUAGUGGUUUUCGCAUAUAACCAGUUGUGGCAAAAAACAACAACAAAUCAUAAUCAUACAACUGUGGGCUGUUGAUGAGGUUUAACUUGAAAUCCAAAUUAACUGUAAAAGCCUUAUUUUAAAAAAGGUAAUCCAAACUCUUUGAAACUUUAUAAAUUUAGGCUAAAUGUGAAUAAGAUUUUGGUACAUAUAUUUAAAACUCGAAACCAAAUUAGUCACGGCUAAUGUAAGACAUUGUUCAGUCACUGUCAGAGCCAACGACUCUUUAAUUAAUACAUCUUAAAGUUUUUAUGUACGUUUUCUAACUGGCUAGCUAGCUGGCUAGCUGCAGCAAAUAGCUAUCCAAUUAUUUGAACAGAACGUAAAUCUAAAUUUCUUUUUUUUUUUUUCAAAAACUCAUUCAUUAAGUCUAAAAGUCACAAAAAUUGGAGGGGGGGGGGGGUCAAAAACGGGGGAUUUGAGCUAAUAAUUUGAAACACAUGAACUGAACAAAUCCUUAUGUUUUAGAAGAUGAACCCAGUUAAAUAUUCACAUUUUUCCUUCAUAAACAUUGCAAAUGAUUGUAUUUCAAAAUCAGUUUUAUGUCAAUCAGCUAAUCAGUUAAUCAACUGCAGUUCAGCAGAUGGAUGCUAUCUUUUAUGAUUGUGUUUUUGUGUAUUUUUAUGCUGGGAUGAUUCAAAGUUAAUUGUCAGUAACACUUACAUAAAGGUAAAUACAUUUAUGGUCUUGUGUUGUUUUCUAUCAUUUGUAAUAAACUAAAUUAUUUCUCAAAUCUGCUUACAAAAUGUUGAUGUGGAUUCACAAAUAAAACU
Messenger RNA from Thalassophryne amazonica, 1525 nucleotides. RefSeq names its product cerebellin 11 (gene cbln11). The record is from RefSeq and is a predicted model, not a curated record. Gene Ontology annotation, molecular function: protein binding. NCBI's taxonomy places the organism in Eukaryota, Metazoa, Chordata, Actinopteri, Batrachoidiformes, Batrachoididae. The coding region runs from base 47 to 733 and encodes 228 amino acids. The transcript has 3 exons.